GUACUUCGGUUUUGCACUUUACCGUCCCGUCGAGUGAUUCCAAGCAGCCUGCAAGAUGACCAUCAACACCCUGGCUAAAGGAGGCUGGGACCGGGAGCAAAUGGCAUGCUUUCGGAAGAUGGAGAAAGUGAUUGUGGCCAUGCAGGACCCUGACAUGGGCAUGAAGAUGAGAAAUCAGAGGCUCCUUAUCACUGUCAUUCCACACGCCAUGACAGGCCGUGAUAUGAUUGCCUGGUUGAUCAAGAAAUACUCUAUCUGUGAGGAGGAAGCCGUGCACCUUAGUGGGAUGCUGGUGAGAUACGGGUACAUUUACCCUCUCAAAGAGCCAAGGUCUCUCGUGUUGCGGCCUGACGAGUCGCCCUACCGCUUCCAGACUCCCUACUUCUGGACGAGUACCCGGUGGCCUGCAUCAGAGCUGGACUAUGCAAUAUAUUUGGCUAAAAAGAACAUAAGAAAACAAGGAGAACUUAUGGAGUAUGAAAAGGAGAGGUACAGCCUGUUACACAAGAGGAUCAACCACACCUGGGACUUUGUAGUGAUGCAAGCCAGAGAGCAACUUAGAGCAUCCAAACAAAGGCGGAAGGCUGACCGCAUUGUUCUAGAAUGUCAGGAGCAGGCCUACUGGCUCAUCAAUAGACCCCCGCCUGGGGCACAUAAUGUGUUGGACAUGGGUCUGGAGAGGCCAAAUAACUUCAGUGCACGAGUUACACUGAACAGCGACUACUACAACAGUGAGAUUGAAACCUGUCGAAGGGCCCUUGGAAGAAACCGUGUAAAGUCAUCCAUCUGCCUUGAAGGUUUUGUGAAAUACAGCGAGCAGUACCAGAACCACGACCCCAUUAUGCAAGGCUGCCUUCCCAGUAACCCCUGGAUCUCUGAUGACACAGCACACUGGACAAUGAGUUCAGAAAUCGUGCCGACGCCGACGCGUCUAAGAGUGGAACGCUGGAGCUUCAGCUUCAUGGAGCUUCUCAAAGACAUCAUGGGGAUGCGGGAGUUCAUGCUCUACCUGGAGAAAGAGUUUAGUGCGGAGAACCUGUGUUUCUGGCAGGCCUGUGAGGAUAUCAGGCAUGGAGAAAGUUCCAGGAUCUUAGAGAAAGUGGAAGAUAUCUACAAAAACUUCCUGGCUCCCGGAGCUGCUCGUUGGGUCAACAUCGACAGUAAGACGAUGGAUAAAACUCUCCAGGGGCUCAGACAUCCACAUCGUUUUGUCAUGGACGACGCACAAAUGCACAUCUACUUUCUCAUGAAGAAGGACUCUUACCCAAGAUAUCUUAAGUCUGACCUAUAUAAGAACAUGCUGGCCAAAGCUAUUGUCCCCCAGGAGACGAAGAAAAGUGUGUUCCCCUUCAUGAGACGCCAGCGGCACUCCAGCCCCUCCCCUGCUCAGGCUGUCAUCCAGGUGACAGAGGAAGACGGGCAUGCCAAGGGGGCCGGACGAGCAGGUACUAACUCUGCAGCCGGCUCCCAUGUCUGAUAUCGGGGCCAAAUCGCAAUCUCCGUUGUCUUCGUUGGCUACCUUAGUAACCACCCAAGGACUUUUUUCUUUCAAGUAAAACUUUCUGUGUGAAAGCAACGCUUUUCUUUCACCGAACUAGACCUAGGAUAUCUACGUUACAGCUUCCUCCCGAGCACAGGUGUCAACGCGUACCUCAGCAGCCUCACAUCUUAAUCCCAGAGCAUGAGCAGUAAACAGCAGAGGGACAAGAGCUUUUAGUGCAUCUACAUACACAUGUACACAUCUCAGUCCGGCUGUUCUUGAUAUUGAUUUCUAAUAACAAGUCUUCCUUUCUGCCUCUAUAGCCUUUAUAUAAAAUAUACUCUGUCUCUCAUAAGCAGGUUUAGA
Molecule: messenger RNA, 1846 nt
Organism: Cyclopterus lumpus (lumpfish)
Lineage: Eukaryota; Metazoa; Chordata; Actinopteri; Perciformes; Cyclopteridae
Gene: rgs11
Product: regulator of G protein signaling 11
Exons: 17
Coding region: 56-1477 (473 amino acids)
Biological process (GO): intracellular signal transduction; G protein-coupled receptor signaling pathway; regulation of G protein-coupled receptor signaling pathway
Source: RefSeq, a predicted model, not a curated record